AUGUUUACGCGACUCAACACUUGCCGAAACAAGCUGGAGCAGUUCUUCGCGCUGCAAGAGCUGAUGGGGAAUGACGGAGUGCAGCUCCCGGUAACGCUGAUCGAACAUCGACCAGCUAGAGGAAUACGGCAUCUGCCGAGCGGUGGCGACGACUUCCAUCGGAAGGAACGGCGCUGUUGUUCAUUUGGUGACUGGUCAAAGUACCACAACAAUGUUCCGGUGAAAACGACGGAUCCGGCCGUAUUAAAGGAGAAGGCUGCUGAAGAACUCAAGUCUGCAGCAUCGCUCAAGGGCGGAGGUGGCGAGGAGACCACCAACACUCCGGAAGCUGUCCCAAUUGAGAAGGACGACCUGCUGGAGAAGAUCGCCACCUCGUCACCCUCAAAAACGACAGCCAGCGCCACCACCACCAAGAAAACCGGCGACGGCAGUUUGGCGGCCACAAACGACGUUGACAUGGAAAACGACGAUCUGCUCCAGCGGCUGGAGGCCAUCGAAAAGGGGGAAGCGGAAGAAUCAGCGACAACGACUUCUUCUUCCAAGAAAGAUGAGGACAAGAAGGAGGAUGAUCUUUCUCCGGCGGAGGCAAACCACCAGAACGGGUUGGACAAACCUGACGAGGACGAACUUCUGGAGAAAAAGAUGGAAGUUGACGGUGCAGUAGUAGCGGAUGACAAGAAGGAAAAAUCUAGCGUGUCGGAUAAGACGACGAACGGAUCGUCAUCGGCAGAUCAUGACACGCAGGCGAAGCCUGCUGCCGAGCCGGAAAAAGUUUGUAGAUUCCACACCGGAGGCAGCCGCCCCAGCGCCAACUCCGGCCGAACCGCAGGCCGACGAAGCGAAGUUGAACCAGUUGUGGAGGCGUCCACGGCCGUCGAAGUUUCCAAGACUCCCUGUGCCAAGAAGGAGGCCUAUCAGUGCAGGAGUGGAGGUGGAGGAGACUCCCCGAAAGAGGUUCCAGCAGCUGAACCAGAGAAGGCCUCCACUCUUGCCAAGGAGGGAGCAGCGGAGAAGUUGGAAAAUGUCGUCGAUAGCGCGAGUGAAACGAACAACACAACCACGACGGUGUCGGCCCUGGUAAACAAUGUUGACGCCGAGGAAGUGCCACCGGCGCCGGCCGCCGAUGAGUCCAAGGUGCUGGACGACAGCAUCGAGUGUGCGCUGCCUACGUCCAGUUCGGACAAAAUUGCCGACCGGUUAAAGCAGCAGUUGGUUUUGAUCUCGAACGGAAGGAGCACACCGAACGCGACCGUCAGCUCGAGCAACGUGUACAACUCGACCCCGAUCCAAAAGCAGUUCGAAAUCAUCUCGGAGAGCCCAAGAAGGAUGCUCCCGAAACGAGCAAGGAAUCGGCUGCCUCGUCGGUGGGAAGUGUUAUUUAAUGAAUAUUAUUCUCUUACAGCUUCCUCGGCGCUGAACACCGCAGAGGGGACCAACCUGUACGCCAGCAACGCCCGCAAAUUCAACGGAAUCUCCUCCAUGUCAGGAUCCGAGCUAGACGAUAAAUCCGCCAUGCAGACGCCAGCAAAUGUGACGACCACUGCAGCCUUGACCACAACGACAACCACCGCCGCCAACAAGCUUGACCCCACCCAGGCACUGACUUCCUAGGAUGCGCUGUACGAGGUCAGCGUAUGGUUCGACGGAGCGGAGUUGCAGUUCUUGUCGGUGGAGAAGGUGAUCGAGGACAAGCUGGCAGCGCCCGGUUUGGCCGGGUCCACCCAAGAUCUGACCGGAAUUGACUCGUCAAAGCAGUUUUCCAACGGUUGCGUGGGAAGUCUUGGCCCGUUCCAGAUGUCUUCGGCGAUACCGGCCGCCGAUUCACACUCAAGCGCAACGGACAGUUCGGGGACAAUCUCCAGCCAGUCGAAGGCACCACUAUCCAAGGUUAAGCACACCGUCCGAGGGGCCAAGGCGCUGGCAUCAGUUGAGGUUAGGAUGUCCGGUCGGCGCUCUCAAACGUCCAAGUCCUCGAAAGAAAACAAAGCAGCAGCGGAUCAGAAUUCGAACAUCUCGCAGCAGCUCGAGGAGAUCAACGCUAAGCUGGCCAAGCUAGACUCGUUGGAGAACCUUAACAAGGAUCUCCUGGCGAAGUUGCUGGAGCUGUCUCAGCGCGUUGACGCCGUCACGGUGGAAAACCGGAAGCUCAAGCAGGAAGUGGUAGAUCUGAAGCAGGCCCAGCUUCAGAAGGAAGUCCUCAUCAAGGACGUGGAGGAAGUGCGGCCGCUAGUUUUCAAGCAAAACAAGCGGACUGACGCUGUCCUGGUCAAGUUCUGGCGGGUUCAGGACAAGCAAAGGUUCAUCGGCUGCGUGCGUGCUCUCAAGAGGCCUGUAACUCCGGCGGAGCUCAACAUCCGAUCACAGAACAAAUUUGUUCUGGUUCAAUACUAUCUGACACCGGAGAAGCUGGAGUUGCAUCGGCAAACCUGGGAGCUCUGUAAGCUGGGACUUCAACGCCCCUGGAUUUACAACGACUCAACCUGGACCACUCAUCCCGAGACGAACAAGCGCUUCCGGGUGGCCGACUCUGGAGACCUCGAAGACCUCCAGUUCAUCCUGGUCACGGCGCAGCAGACGGGACGGAAGGACCCUUCGCCGUCGGUCAACGGCAAGCGGGGCAGCGCAACAAACACGCCGAUCCUGCUGACGCUGGAAGAAGCGACAGCCGCGGGCGGUGGCGAAAAGGGUUUGCGGUCGACGCGGAGCAAACGCAGCAACAAAAUCCAGGUUCGGGAUAUCCCACGCUAAGCCAAUCGCACGGACCUCCGACCACGUCGAU
Messenger RNA from Culex quinquefasciatus (southern house mosquito), 2779 nucleotides. RefSeq lists its product as uncharacterized. NCBI's taxonomy places the organism in Eukaryota, Metazoa, Arthropoda, Insecta, Diptera, Culicidae. The record is from RefSeq and is a predicted model, not a curated record.